Molecule: messenger RNA, 708 nt
Organism: Miscanthus lutarioriparius
Lineage: Eukaryota; Viridiplantae; Streptophyta; Magnoliopsida; Poales; Poaceae
Source: the annotation of a GenBank genome assembly
AUGGCUGACAUCUUGACCGAGGCUGAGUUCAAGUCUGACGGCUCUUUGGGUUACGUCACAACGGAGGAUGAUCAUCUGCACGGCUACACAACGCUUGUUCUCCUAGGCCUGAAUCUAUUCUUGCGCGUCUGCCCGUAUGGCGGCCUGCCGUUCACCAGUCGCCCCAACCGCGCGCCGCCGUCCGCCCGUCGCCGCAUCCGCCCGCCGCCGUCCGCCGCCAUCCUACAGGCACCGUCCACCCGCCGGAGCAGGAGCGCGGUCCCCAAGCGCCGUAGAGGCGUCGGCGCGGCUACCGCCUCCGGGUCCACGGCACAGUCGCUGAACGACGACAUCCUCCGGUCCGUCUUCUCCCGCCUGGACGACCACUUCGACCUUGCCCGCUGCUCCGCCGUGUGCGGCUCAUGGAAUAGGCUAAUUGAAACAACUCAUCUCAUGAGGGAUCUGUAUUACAAAAGGAAUCCACCAGCAAAAGAUUCAAGCUCUAAUAUUUUAGUAAAAAGUUACUUUGAGAUGCUUGCCAUGGAUGAGCAUGCAUCAUCUUUCUCUAGAGGACCUGCUGAAGCUUUUCAGUGGAUUGGGCACCCAAUACGGGCUACCUUGUGCCCUAUGAAGAGUGGUUCAAUUUUAACUGGAGUUGGAGAUAAGGGCAAUACAAAUGGAGGCAUUGGCAUUACUGAAGAAUGUGAUCUGGAGGAUCAGAUGUCUUGA